Molecule: messenger RNA, 1957 nt
Organism: Morus notabilis
Lineage: Eukaryota; Viridiplantae; Streptophyta; Magnoliopsida; Rosales; Moraceae
Product: jasmonic acid-amido synthetase JAR1
Exons: 5
Coding region: 207-1931 (574 amino acids)
Cellular component (GO): cytoplasm
Molecular function (GO): acid-amino acid ligase activity
Source: RefSeq, a predicted model, not a curated record
CUUACCCAAGUCCCAAACACUUGCCAACAUUUGUCAUCGCCGUAGAAAAGAAAGAAAAGAAAAAAAAAAUCUCUCUCUCUCUCUCCUCUUUCUUUCUCUCUCUAUAUUCCUGCGAGGUUCUUCUGCGUGCUCUGUUGUUAGAGUUUGGAGUUGCAUCGAAGUUUGUGAAUUCCUAACGUUUUUCUCUUCACUGUAAGUUUGUGAGGAUGUUGGAGAAGAUCAUGGAAGAUUUCAAUUGGGACAAAGUGAUGGAAGAAUUUGAAGCCUUAACGAAGAACGCUGAGAAUGUCCAGAAAGAGACUCUGAAGCAGAUUUUGGAUGAAAAUGGUUCGGCUGAGUACUUGAAGAACUCAGGCAUCAAUGGAAGAACUGACCCAGAGAGUUACAAAGCUUGUGUUCCUAUUGUCACUCACAAUGAUUUGGAGCCUUAUAUUCGGAGAAUUGUUGAUGGGGAUUCUUCUCCCAUUCUCACUGGAAAACCCAUCACCACAAUCUCACUGAGUUCUGGUACUACUCAGGGAAAGCCUAAGUUUGUACCUUUCAAUGAUGAAUUGAUGGAUUCUACUAUGCAGAUAUACAGGACUUCUUUUGCCUUUAGAAACAGAGAAUAUCCUAUCAAGAAUGGCAAGGCCUUGCAAUUCAUCUAUAGCAGCAAGCAAUUCAAAACAAAAGGGGGUCUAGCUGCAGGCACAGCCACCACAAAUGUCUUCCGCAACUCGCAAUACAAGAAAACAAUGAGGUCAAUGCAGUCUCCAUGCUGCAGCCCUGAUGAAGUGAUAUUUGGUCCUGAUUUCCACCAAUCACUCUACUGCCAUUUCCUAUGCGGCCUACUCUUCCGCGGAGAAAUUCAGUUGAUUUCCUCAACAUUUGCUCACAGCAUACUCCACGCAUUCCGGACCUUUGAGAAAGUCUGGGAGGAACUCUGUAUCGACAUUCGAAAUGGGGUCCUAAGCAGCCGUAUCACUGUCCCGAGCAUCAGAACCGCCAUGUCGAAAAUGCUCAGGCCGAACCCCGAAUUGGCUGACUUGAUUCAUAAGAAGUGUUCAGGGUUGAGUAACUGGUAUGGUCUAGUGCCAGAACUUUUCCCUAAUGUGAAGUACAUUUAUGGGAUCAUGACUGGUUCAAUGGAGCCAUACUUGAAAAAGCUGAGGCACUAUGCAGGGGAGGUUCCUCUUGUAAGUGCUGAUUAUGGGUCUUCUGAAGGAUGGAUUGGAGCUAAUGUGAACCCAAAAUUGCCUCCUGAGUUAGCCACUUAUGUUGUGCUUCCAAACAUUGGUUAUUUUGAGUUCACCCCUAUAAUGGAUAACAUUGGUCCAGAUACCGAGCCUUUGGGUCUCACUGAAGUUAAGAUUGGUGAAGAGUAUGAGAUCCUUGUCACCAAUUUUGCAGGUUUGUAUCGGUACAGACUAGGAGACGUAGUGAAGGUAGUCGGAUUCCACAAUGCGACUCCUGAGCUCAAAUUUGUGUGCAGGAGAAACCUUCUGCUUACUAUCAACAUCGACAAGAACACCGAGAAAGAUUUGCAGCUAGCCGUCGAAGAGGCAGCCAAGCUGCUAGCCGGGGAAAAGCUAGAUGUCGUUGAUUUCACAAGCUAUGUGGACUUGUCCACUGAGCCCGGCCACUAUGUCAUCUUUUGGGAGGUGAGUGGUGAGGCCAGUCAGGAAGUUCUAAGCGAAUGCAGCAACUGUUUGGACAAAGCCUUCAUCGACGCUGGGUAUGUCAGCUCCCGCAAGGUCAAUGCCAUAGGCCCGCUUGAACUCCGAGUUGUUCGGAGGGGAACCUUUCAGAAGAUCAUGGACCAUUACCUAGCUUUAGGAUCUGCUGUUAGCCAGUUUAAGACACCGCGCAAUGUGGGGCCAACCAACAGUGUGGUUUUGCAAAUCUUGUGCACCAACGUUGUUAACAGCUACUUUAGUACUGCUUUUAAAUGAAAGUUAUGUGGGGAUUGCCGUCUUUA